Molecule: messenger RNA, 942 nt
Organism: Anopheles coustani
Lineage: Eukaryota; Metazoa; Arthropoda; Insecta; Diptera; Culicidae
Gene: PIG-F
Product: phosphatidylinositol-glycan biosynthesis class F protein
Exons: 2
Coding region: 120-863 (247 amino acids)
Biological process (GO): GPI anchor biosynthetic process
Cellular component (GO): endoplasmic reticulum membrane
Source: RefSeq, a predicted model, not a curated record
CAAAACGUGAGUAAAAGAUGUUGUUAAAAUCUACCUAGAAUAACUGAAUUUUUGGUGAUUGAAACUGUAUUAUAUGUUCGUUUCGUCACCUCGCACGUAUCCGCACAGGGGCGCUUAAAAUGGACGUGCACCUGCAAAGCGCGUUAGCGUCGAGGAUGUUUAUUAACGUAAGCAUCCUUUCCAUCGCGCUGAACGGGUCAUUCUUUGGCUACCUGCUGUACAGUAAUCGCCUGUAUGAGGUUGGCAAAUGCUGCUCGUCGUACGUGUGGCUAAUUCUACCGCUGACGGAAUUAUUGAAGCACUACUACAUCAAACGAAGCUUCCACCUAGAUGGCAGCGUGAAGCCCGGACAUAUUGGCAGCACAUCCACAUCAACCGGUAGAGCCACACUAAACGCGAAAGCCGGCCGGUUACGAUGGAAAGAAUGGUUCGGCUUUGGCGUACUGUUUUUCCUGGCGAUGCUUUUCUACGGGUUCAUCUGCCUUGUGCUGGGAGCACCGUUGGAACAGAGCGAAGAAACGGUAUCGCUAGCCCUCACACUGACGACGAUCACCAUCUUUCCCAUAAUGCUACUCAUCGGUCAAUCACAGACGUAUCAACUGCUGCUUUCCGAAACGCUUGAGCUGAAAAAUCCCCUGGCGAAUAGCUAUCUUAACCUGCUGAAAAAUAACUGUAUUGGGGUGAUUUUGGGAGCCUGGGGUGCUUCCGUGGUGGCUCCGCUGGAUUGGGAUCGCCCUUGGCAGGUGUAUCCAAUCCCGAACAUAGUCGGAUCGAUCGGCGGAUUGUUUGGUAUGAAUGUGUUCAAUCUACUCAGCACGGCGUACAUCAGUAUGUAUCGUAACCAACGGCCUAAAAAAUUUUAGGUAUUGUUUGUACGAUCUAUGUAGUUUUUAAUUAUAGUAAUCGCUCAAAUCUAGUCUAAAAACAACAAUAAACUAUAGU